AUGCAAGGUCAACAACACCCUUCUAACAACGACAUCACCAACGUGGCGUAUUGGUGUGAUCUAUCCCACAACUAUGACAAGGAGAAGGCGCUUGAUACAACGAAGGCCAUCAAUGCUGUUUCCCAUAUCAACAAGUGCCCCAACAACAAGCAGUACAAGGGAAACUCUGAUAACAGGAGUAUUAACUACUUCCUGACUCAGGAAUCCUGA
This is a messenger RNA of Perkinsus marinus ATCC 50983, 210 nucleotides long. RefSeq lists its product as hypothetical. The record is from RefSeq and is a predicted model, not a curated record. The transcript has a single exon. NCBI's taxonomy places the organism in Eukaryota, Perkinsozoa, Perkinsida, Perkinsidae. Bases 1 to 210 code for a protein of 69 amino acids.